AUGGUUGUGUUCGUCAACCAUGAGCGGGAUGCUCCUGUUAUGACCCCAGGUCUUCACUAUCAUCAUCUGUUACCUGGCGUGCACUCAAAUGUCAUACUACCAAAGCAUUCCAUGAACCCAGCACUCAUGAGGCUUCCACCACACCUUCCACAAUCUGAUGGCUGUGGCAUGUCAAUCUAUGAGGGUCGUGAACACUACCGGGGUGACAGGGACGACGAUAAGGAUGAUAUUGAUCGCGAUAAGGGCGGGGAUAAGUGGAGCGUGAUAAAGGGUCAAUCGAGACCCGUAAACAGGAAUGACAAUAAUGCUGGACCGGCAAAUCCAAACGUCAAUGGAUUUUCAGCCGCGCUCAGCUGCUAUCCUGUGGUAGUUCAGAUUGCCCGGUCCGUCGAUUUGAAUACACUGGAUUCCCUAUCCAUGACUUGUCGUCAGUUCCGUGCGAACCUGCUACCCUUCCGCUCACAGCUAAUUCGAGAGACUUUACGCUGCCGGAAUGAAUCUCUCGAUGAUUCCCCAUCCGAGAGCAACAAUAGCGAUUCUCCGCGGAAUGUUAGAGCGGAUAAUUUCCAGGUCUUCUUCCAGCCUGCUAAUGCAACUUCUCCUUCUGCAGGUAGUGGGUAUCGGAGCACGUCCGCCGGGAGAGUGGGAUGUUGUGCUCGGGAUAUGGUUGCGGAGUGCCAGAGAUGCGCCGCCACUGUCUGUAGGAAUUGCGCCGUGAAACCAGCGGGAAUUUCGAUGACUAGAAACCGGUUUCGUCGUCUCUGUUCAACGUGCAUAGCUGCGCCCCUAUCAGUCCACAUCCUACCUCACGUCCUUUCAAUCUAUGACCACCAUGACCACAACCGUCCGGCAUCACCGCUACAAACACAAACACAAUCUCAGCCAUUAUUCACGCAGGGCUCAUUCAACCACAACUCCUGCCAUUGUGAAGAGUCAUUCUGGCUCUGUCGGCCAUGCGGCCAGGCCCUCCGAUCAGAAGACACCACGUACAAACGCGUUUGGUCAUGGAGGACCCGCUAUAGCGCUUAUCUAGGCGGUGGCCUGGGCACCAGGAUUGGAGAUGGCUGCCAGGGUGUAAAGUGCGGACGCGGUGUGAGAUGUCUUGCUGCGGAGGAGUUUGAGGUGGAGGUUGACUGUGAGGUGGAUGGCUGGAUGUCUGAGGAUCCGGAUCACCAUAGCCUCAACACUCUCCAUCAUAAUCACCAUGGUGGCAGUGGCAACGGCAACGGCGGUGGCGGCAGCCACUCUGAUAUACUUCAGCAUGUCGCUGACGGGCAUGGGGAUGAGGAACCCGGUUACCUGAGGCAAGAGAUCAUGGGUGUGGGAGGGCAGGUGAAGCAGAAGGUUAAGAAGAGGGUGAAGGUGGGUGCGUGUGUGGAGGAACACGAAGAUGAGAGGGAGACGGAUUCUUAUUUGAAGAGGGAGUGUUUGGGGGACGUGAGGAGCUGGUGUGGAUGGUGUUGUAAGGUUGUGCCAAGCCGGAAGGAGAGGGAGGGUUGA
Molecule: messenger RNA, 1500 nt
Organism: Paracoccidioides brasiliensis Pb18
Exons: 3
Coding region: 1-1500 (499 amino acids)
Source: RefSeq, a predicted model, not a curated record